Messenger RNA from Coniophora puteana RWD-64-598 SS2, 609 nucleotides. RefSeq lists its product as uncharacterized. The annotation marks the transcript as partial. The record is from RefSeq and is a predicted model, not a curated record. Lineage: Eukaryota; Fungi; Basidiomycota; Agaricomycetes; Boletales; Coniophoraceae. The transcript has 2 exons.
CUCAACUGGGUCCCCCAACUCUCAACUCGCGCAGCACAGAAGAUGCCAGAGGAUGCUGAACAGCAAAUCUAUGAGCUAUUCCUUCAGCUUGCCCUCUUCUUUUACGACUCCGGCAUUCAUCACCCACACCUCCUCAUCAACUUUGACCAGACUCAAGUAGUCAUGGCCGAUAACUCAGCGAAGACAUUUGAUGGUUCAUGUCAGGUUGACAUCCUUGACAAGGAGGAGAAGAGGGCAUUCACAGCUGUUGUUGGUGUCUCUGCAUUGGGCAGCAUCCUCCUCACCCAGUUUGUCUUCAAAGGGGCGACCGAGCGCUCCCUUCCCUCUCCGAAAGCACCACACCAUGAUGAGGCCUCUCACCUUGGCUUCCUCUAUUGCUGCUGGAAUCCUGAUACGUACUGGUCAGAUCUCAACGCCAUGAGGCAAUACUUCAAUGUAAUCGUCAUUCCCUAUUUUGCUGAGCAGAAGUGCCUCCUUGGGUACCCAGAUGACCAGGAGUGCGCUGUUUUGCUCAACUGCUGGUCAGUACAUCGUGGUCAGGCCUUUCAUGACAUGGUUUGCAAGGAUUGGUUGUGGAUCCGUCUUUUCUACGUCCUGGGUGGCACAACU